Molecule: messenger RNA, 483 nt
Organism: Meloidogyne enterolobii
Lineage: Eukaryota; Metazoa; Nematoda; Chromadorea; Rhabditida; Meloidogynidae
Source: the annotation of a GenBank genome assembly
AUGAGCGCAGCAGCAACACAACGUCUUCAGGCCAAGCGGCAGACUUUAGAUGAGGCUUAUGCACCUCCAGCAAAUUUUCUCGAGAUUGAAGUUGUAAAUCCUAUAACCCAUGGAGUUGGUAAGAAUCGCUACACCGACUACGAAGUUCGUUUACGCACUAAUUUACCUGUUUUCAAACAUAAGGAAUCGAGUGUUAGGCGCCGUUAUUCCGAUUUUGAAUGGUUGAGGAAUGAACUUGAACGUGAUAGCAAGAUUAUUGUUCCUCUUUUGCCAGGUAAAGCGUUAAAGCGUCAACUGCCAUUUCGCAGUGAUGAUGGAAUCUUCGAGGAGACUUUCAUUGAAGAACGACGCAAAGGACUUGAGCAAUUCUUAAACAAAGUAGCAGGUCAUCCAUUGGCGCAAAAUGAAAAAUCUUUACAUAUUUUUCUUCAAAUGGCUGAACUUGACAAGAAUUACAUUCCGGGUCGGAUUCGCACUGCUUGA